Penicilliopsis zonata CBS 506.65 is the source of this 1866-nucleotide messenger RNA. RefSeq lists its product as hypothetical. Gene Ontology annotation, cellular component: membrane. The coding region runs from base 163 to 1761 and encodes 532 amino acids. The record is from RefSeq and is a predicted model, not a curated record. Gene Ontology annotation, molecular function: carbohydrate:proton symporter activity. The transcript is spliced from 5 exons. NCBI's taxonomy places the organism in Eukaryota, Fungi, Ascomycota, Eurotiomycetes, Eurotiales, Aspergillaceae. Gene Ontology annotation, biological process: carbohydrate transport; transmembrane transport.
GGAAAAUUAGCCGUCAAUGCACAGAUGCAGUGAGACAACAAUAUAAGACAUAAGUUCGUCCGUCGGGGUGUUCGUUUCUUUUCUCUUUUCGUCUUCCUGUGGACCUGUUCUCUAUUCCCUCCGGAUUGAAUAGAUCACGAGCGAGACAAUCGAAAAGCAAAAAUGUCGACAAGUAUUACCGACACCAAAGAUGAGUCGGACCAUGGAGAGAAGAGGGACGUCCAUCACUCGGAGAAGAUGACGGCGGAGCUUCUGCACGAGGCUUUCGAUGGCGAGAACCUCGAACAUGAGUUGGGCGUGUGGGAAGCGGCCAAGAAGCACCCUUGGGCUUGUCUAUGGGCGUUCAUCAUGUGCUUCACUAUUGUCAUGGAAUCAUUUGACAUGUUCUUAAACACCAAUUUUGUUGCUCUCAAGUAUUUCAGUCGGGAGUUCGGUGUCUGGGACGCGGCCAAGAAGGAACAUGUGAUUCCCACCAGAUGGCAGAGCGCUCUCUUUCAAUCUGGUCAAUGUGGCGCGUUUGUUGGUGUUUUCCUGUCCGGUCCAAUCACCAGCCGGAUUGGAUACCGCUGGACGACCAUUUUGGCCCUGGCUCUGAUCAACUGCACUAUUUUUAUUUCCUUCUUUGCCCCCUCCCUCGCUGUCUUGACUGUCGGACAAACAUUGGAAGGUAUCUCCUGGGGAUUCUUUAUUGCCAACUCCCCCGCGUACGCCAGUGAGGUUGUUCCGCUCGCCCUUCGCGGUGCCUGCACAGCCACUCUGCAGAUGAGCUGGUCGAUUGGCUCGAUCAUUGUCGCCGCCGCCAGUUACGGAUACAAUAACCGUGACAACCAGUGGUCUUGGCGUGUGCCUACUGCCCUGCAAUGGAUCUUCCCAACUCCUCUUCUGAUCCUCGUUUUCCUGGCCCCGGAAUCUCCCUGGUGGCUCAUCCGUCGUGGACGCAAGGAAGAGGCCCUUCGCUCCAUCAAACGCCUUGGAGACACCAACGAGGAGCAAGCCCACCAGAAACUGGCUAUGAUGGAGCGGACGGUCCAGAUCGAGGCUCUUCAGGGUGGUUCGCCAACCCUGCUGGACCUUCUCAAGGGGACCGAUCUGAGACGCACCAUUAUCAUCUGCUUGAUGUACGCGUCACAGAACUUUGCUGGCAACCUGAUUGCCAACCAGGCCACUUAUUUCUUCGAGCAGGCCGGAAUCAAUACCAACAUGGCUUUCAAGCUGAACCUGAUCAACUCGUGCCUUCAGUUCGUGGCCAACGCGUUGGCCUGGUUCAUUAGCUCCUAUUUCGGCCGUCGCACCAUCUACCUCUGGGGCUUGGGCUUCAACAUCACCUUGCUCUUCCUGCUUGGCAUCAUCGCCUCGGUUCACCAGAGCCAUGCGACCAACUACGCCCAGGCCUGUCUUGGGGUCGUUAUCUCAUUCGUCUUUGCCGGCACCCAGGGCCCCAUCUCCUACACCAUCAUUGCUGAGACCUCUUCCGUCCGUCUUCGUGCCCUGAGCACCGCUGUCGGGCGUGCUGGCUACUAUGUGGCGGAGAUCCCCAUGAUCUACCUCGCUACCAAGAUGCUCAACACCACCGGAUGGGAUCUCGCAGGCAAGUGUGGUUAUGUCUGGGGAAGCACUGCCGUUGUCUGCUGGGUCACGGCCUACUUCUUCCUGCCCGAACUCAAGGGCCGCUCCUACCGUGAGAUCGACAUCUUGUUCAACCGCCGGACUCCUGCCAGGGAUUUCAAGAAGACUGUCAUCACUGUUGAAGACAAUGAGUAGGAGAGCAAACCAUUGCUUCCAUACUGUGACAGUGAUUUUCAAUGAUAUCUCUUGUUGAAAAGAGUCCUAUUAGUUGCUAGUAUAUAAUAACAUUUUACUUCCCUC